Molecule: messenger RNA, 2301 nt
Organism: Talaromyces atroroseus
Lineage: Eukaryota; Fungi; Ascomycota; Eurotiomycetes; Eurotiales; Trichocomaceae
Exons: 8
Coding region: 1-2301 (766 amino acids)
Cellular component (GO): mitochondrial inner membrane; cytoplasm; eukaryotic translation initiation factor 3 complex
Molecular function (GO): S-adenosyl-L-methionine transmembrane transporter activity; translation initiation factor activity; metallopeptidase activity
Source: RefSeq, a predicted model, not a curated record
AUGGAGAAAGAGGCUCCCUUAACGGCAAUCCAGGUGGAAGCCCUGGUUGUUAUGAAAAUCAUCAAGCAUAGCUCCCAGAGUUUCCCUACCGUCGCCACCGGUUCCCUUGUUGGUCUGGAUGUCGCAGACACGCUGCAGGUCACAAACACCUUCCCAUUCCCAGUCGUGGAGAUGCCCCCGGAAUCCCAUUUCGACACCUCGACCCCAAAUGCUGCUGCUGCUGCCCCUCGUGCCAAGGCGAAUACUGUCUACCAGGCUGAGAUGAUUCGCAUGCUGCGUGAAGUGAACGUUGAUGCUCAGAAUGUCGGAUGGUACACUAGCGCAAACAUGGGCAACUUCAUUAACCUGACCGUCAUCGAGAACCAAUUUUUCUAUCAGAAGGAAUUGAAUGAGCGGACCAUCGCUCUUGUCCACGAUGUCAGCCGAAGCUCUCAGGGCAGCUUGAGCCUGCGCGCUUUCCGUCUCUCCUCCCAGUUUAUGAAUGCGUUCAAGGAGAACAAGUUCACUUCGGAGCAACUUCAAAAAUCUGGUCUCCGUUACCAAGAUAUCCUCGUUGAGCUGCCGGUCAAAAUCCACAACUCACACCUCCUCACAUCAUUCCUCCACCAGCUCCCAUCUCCUCUCCCAUCCGAGCCUCUCGACCUUCCUCCAUCUCUGUCAGCUCUUACAAAUGGUCUUACGGCGCAGUCAAAUGUGCUUGCUCCUAACUUUGACAACCUGUCGUUGAGCAUAGACCCCUUCUUGGAGAAGAACUGUGAUCUGCUUCUGGAUGCUAUUGAAACCCACCACUCUGAGAACAACAACUUCCAAUACUAUCAACGAUCGCUCGCCCGUGAACAACAGAAGAUUGCCGCCUGGCAAGCGAAGCGCAAGGCGGAGAACAUCAGCCGGGCUACGCUCAAGCAGCCUCUCCUUCCCGAAGAUGAGUGGCAACGCUUGUUCAAGCUUCCCCAGGAGCCUAGCCGGCUGGAAAGCAUGUUGAACACCCGGCAAGUAGAACAAUAUUCGCGCCAGAUUGAUGGAGUUUUCGAAGGGUAUUAUUUUAAAAAGAAAACGAAUGACUCCAAUCGUGAGCCCCUCGUCAAUCCAACUUUGACCCGUGCCGCCUUAUCUUAUCAGAUCGAUCUAUGGACCCGCUCGUGGAAUAGAGAUGAUCUCAUCGUCAACAAAUUUCGACUUUCAACAUUUGAACAACUUCAGAUUCUGGGCCUCGACUUCAUUUCUGAACCUUCAUCAAGACAUAUUUGGCUUGCAGGAGCAAUAGCCGCCUUCACAGUCGACUUCAUCGUUUACCCCCUCGACACCUUGAAGACACGUAUCCAAUCCCCAAGAUACCGAGAACUUUACAUAGAUACCGCUACGGGUGCAGCUCGGCGAGGAGUGCUCUAUCGUGGCUUGUAUCAAGGAAUAUGGAGUGUGGUCAUAGCAACAAUACCUUCAUCAGGAGCAUUCUUUACUACAUAUGAAGGAGUCAAAUACAUCCUAAACUCAAAUGCAAAACGAGUUCAUGAUGACUCUGAUGGUUCUAUUACUAAGGGCCCGUUUCCUUUCACUCUUCCAACACCAGUGAUUAAUGGACUUGCCUCUUCAGCAGCAGAGUGUGUCUCAUGCUUUAUUCUGACGCCAGCAGAGGUUCUUAAACAGAAUGCGCAAAUGGUCACUUCGCCUCACGACGGCAAACCUGCAAAUCGCAAAACUAAAUGGCUGCCUUCUUCUUCCUCUUCGUCUUCUACUACAUACAAAACAAAACCAACAAUGCAGGUCAUAUCAAUGCUCCGUGCUCAACCCACUCAGCUAUGGCGCGGAUACGGUGCUCUUGUCGCUCGAAAUCUACCAUUCACAGCCAUGCAAUUCCCUCUCUUUGAGCACCUACGAGAGCAAAUGUUUAUCAAAUGGCGGCAAAAGAAUCAGCAACGAAAUCUCUCGGGAAGACAGACAAUUACCGAAAGAGCAUCAAUUACUGCCUUAAGUGCAGGUAUGGCAGGCGGGAUUGCGGCUGCCAUUACUACUCCAAUUGAUGUUGUCAAGACGAGGAUUAUGCUGGCAGUCGGUGAGAACGAGAGAAGUUCUACUGCUGCUGCUGCACCAUCGUCAUCAUCGUCGUCUUGGAUGGAGAAUACGAAGACAAGCUCAUUUACUGUUGGGAGGGAAAUCUUUAGGAAAGAGGGGAUUCGCGGCCUUUUCACGGGAGGUACCUUGAGAGCUGGAUGGACAGCACUAGGAUUAGGGCUGUAUCUGAGUGCGUACGAGACUGGAAGAAUGUAUUUUGAGAAUAGGAGAGCAAGGAAAGAGGGCGAGUGA